CGUUCACACGUCAAGAGAAAGAGAGAGGAGGGCACUACAUAAAUGUCAUUAAGUUUCGUCACAUUUCCCGCAAAGGCCGUUUUACAGAUUUAAUUGCGGGAGACUGAGCUCUGACCUGAACACUUUGCAUUUGACCACCAACAAGUUUACAAAAUGGGAACUUUCACAAAAGUCGUAUUGGCUAGUAUAUGUGUUGCUUACCUGGCUGUCAAGUGGACUGCACCCAGUUUUAAUGCAGAAUCUCUCAGAGGUGCCAGGGUAUUGGUGACUGGGGCCAGUACAGGUAUUGGUGAACAAAUGGCAUAUCAUUAUGCCCGCUUUGGGGCCCAGAUAGUAAUUACAGCAAGGAGGGAGAAUGUGUUGCAGCAGGUAGCAGAGAAGUGUAUGAAUCUGGGGGCCCAGAAAGCUCUCUACAUAGCAGCAGACAUGGGCAGUGAUUCAGAGCCGGGCAAGGUGAUAGAUUUUGCUCUGGAAAAGCUUGGAGGGUUGGAUUACCUGGUUCUCAACCACAUUGGCCCAAGCCCCUUCACCAUGUGGGAUGGAGAUGUGGAGCACACCAGGUGGCUGAUGAAGGUUAAUUUCUUUAGCUACGUUCAGAUGGCUUGGAAAGCUCUGCCCUCUCUUGAGCAAAACAAAGGAUCGCUGGUGGUUGUUUCAUCACUUUUAGGUAAAAUGCCCAGCCCAUUUGUGGCACCGUAUACGUCAACAAAAUUCGCCUUGAAUGGAUUCUUCGGGGCCCUUCGGCAUGAGCUGGCUAUGAAGUCGAGCAACGUGUCCAUCUCUAUAUGUACUCUUGGACUCAUUGAUACUGAGUCAGCUAUGGAGAAAGUCAGGGGUGUCACUAAGGUACCAGCCUACCCUGCUACAGACGCAGCCCUGAACAUCAUCAUUACAGGAGCUACAAGGCAGUCGGAGCUCUUUUACCCUUGGUUCACCUACAUUGUGGCUCUUAGCAAAGACUGGUUCCCUCCCGUCACAGACUAUAUCAUCCAGAACUCCUACAACUACAGCCCAUGAAAAACAUUCAUCUGUAGUACCAUUAUGCAUGCUCUAGACAAAUCAUAAUACAUGAGUUAUUAUGAUUUGGUUUAGAGUUUAGAGUUUUGAUGUCAUAUUUAUCAUGUGUUGAUACACACUGGGCAUGAUGAUGCUGUGGUUUGCCCUGUCUGUAAUUAACAUACAACAUAUUUCACUAACCAAGUUUAACCUUAAUAUUCUGACGCAACCAGAUGUUUUGUGCAAGUGUUUAACUCUCCAGUUGGUAAAUUACUUUCCCUUGCAGCCAAAUGGAUCAGGUUACUAUAUUUUACAAACUGAAGCUCGCUCUCCUUUCUACAUGUUUCUUUUGGGAGAGGCAGGUUAUAAAAAAGUCUGAAAGGCAGAAAAACUUAUGGCUUGGGUUUGUUUCUUGUUGGCCUACCUCAAAGAGAUUAAAAGCUCUUUGUUCCUAUCUGCACAGUACAACCAUCUGCACAGUCCACACUAUAGGAAGGGAAGAAAAAGGGUGCAAAUGACAUGCAGCAAAGGUUACCCAACUGGAACCGAGCCUGGGAUGUUGUGAUCACACUAACGUUGUCACAAUUUUAAACUUUCAUACAAUACUAGUGGAAACAAAAUUAAACUCAAUAUCUCUUUCGGUAUUACAACAAAAAGAAAAUUAAAGUCCUAGGUACACAAAAUCUGUGCUUUUACUGUCCACAAACCAACAAAUCAAUAUCAAUAUUAAUAUCUGUACAAUAUAGGAUUGAAAAUCUGAUUGUAUUUUUUAUUUUAUUUUUUUUUAAAUAACUUGGGAACUUGUCAUGAACUUGUGGUAUAGAAAAGAAUUCAAGUACUGUACUUUUGAGAACCUUGUAUCAGAGUAUAAAGUCUGAAACACUAAAAC
Molecule: messenger RNA, 1885 nt
Organism: Scatophagus argus
Lineage: Eukaryota; Metazoa; Chordata; Actinopteri; Scatophagidae
Gene: hsd11b1la
Product: hydroxysteroid (11-beta) dehydrogenase 1-like a
Exons: 6
Coding region: 154-1017 (287 amino acids)
Cellular component (GO): intracellular membrane-bounded organelle
Molecular function (GO): oxidoreductase activity
Source: RefSeq, a predicted model, not a curated record